AAACAGGGAGCAGUCGUGGUCUCAGUACCUUGCUUUUUCCCCUCAGCUUGCCUCAGCAUCUCUCACACCUCCACUCACCAAACACCACCAGAAUGGCCUUCGCCGGAAAAUGGGAAACUGAGACCCAGGAGGGAUACGACGCUUUCUGCAAGCUGCUCGGUAUCCCCGACGACAUCAUCGAGAAGGGCCGCGACUACAAGCUGAUCACAGAGGUCACUCAGGAUGGAAACGACUUCAGCUGGACCCAGAUCUACCCCACCAACGCUAAGGUCACCAACAAGUUCACCAUUGGCAAGGAGUGCGACAUGGAGACCAUCGGAGGGAAGAAAUUCAAGGCCACAGUGUCCAUGGACGGAGGCAAGCUGAGCGUGACCUUCCCCAACUACCACCAUACCUCGGAGAUCUGCGGUGGCAAGCUCGUCGAGACCUCCACAGCCGGCUCCGUCGUGCUGAAGAGAACCAGCAAGAAGCUCUAAAACGCCGCUGACUGACCGUGAACAGUUACAAUGGAGACCUCAGAGCUACACUUUUGGCAAUGAAUAAACUAAGAGUAUCUUGCCAACCUGAA
This is a messenger RNA of Amphiprion ocellaris (clown anemonefish), 568 nucleotides long. It is a transcript of the gene fabp6, whose product is annotated as fatty acid binding protein 6, ileal (gastrotropin). The record is from RefSeq and is a predicted model, not a curated record. The transcript is spliced from 4 exons. Gene Ontology annotation, cellular component: nucleus; cytosol. Lineage: Eukaryota; Metazoa; Chordata; Actinopteri; Pomacentridae. The coding region runs from base 93 to 476 and encodes 127 amino acids. Gene Ontology annotation, biological process: fatty acid transport. Gene Ontology annotation, molecular function: fatty acid binding.